Elgaria multicarinata webbii is the source of this 3352-nucleotide messenger RNA. RefSeq names its product serine/threonine kinase 17b (gene STK17B). The transcript has 8 exons. Gene Ontology annotation, molecular function: protein serine/threonine kinase activity; ATP binding. Bases 115 to 1224 code for a protein of 369 amino acids. Gene Ontology annotation, cellular component: nucleus. The record is from RefSeq and is a predicted model, not a curated record. Lineage: Eukaryota; Metazoa; Chordata; Lepidosauria; Squamata; Anguidae. Gene Ontology annotation, biological process: protein phosphorylation; positive regulation of apoptotic process; intracellular signal transduction.
GGGGCCGAGUCGCCGGGCGAAGAGGGGGCGACGACGACGACGAGGUCUGGCCGGCUGGACUCGGAGGAACUGUGAAAAUAAGUAACCAGCAUUGGAGAGAUCCAUGCAUUAACUAUGUCCAGGAGGAAGUCAGAAAACAAAAGCCUUCCAGGCUUGUUGCCUACAUCUCUUCAGACACAAAUAAAGACAGAUAACUUCCACAGUUUCUAUGAAGUUGAACCCAAAGAAUUGGGAAGAGGAAAAUUUGCAGUGGUGAGAAAGUGCAUUGCAAAAUUAACAGGUCAGGAAUAUGCAGCUAAGUUUCUGAAGAAGAGGAGAAGAGGUCAAGAUUGCAAAGCAGAGAUUCUACAUGAAAUUGCUGUACUAGAAUUAACAAAACUAAGUCCCCGCGUAGUAAAUCUCCAUGAAGUUUAUGAAACAACGAAUGAAAUCAUCUUAGUAUUGGAAUAUGCUGCUGGAGGAGAGAUCUUUGAUUUAUGUCUCCCUGAAGUAGAAGAAACUGUAGAUGAAACUGAUAUUAUUAGGCUUAUACGACAAAUACUUGAAGGCGUUUGUCAUCUGCAUGAGAACAACAUUGUACAUCUUGAUUUAAAGCCCCAGAAUAUUUUGUUGAGUACUAUAUGUCCCCUUGGUGAUAUAAAAAUUGUUGAUUUUGGUUUGUCUCGGAAGAUUGGCAACUGCAUUGAACUACGGGAAAUUAUUGGAACCCCUGAAUAUCAAGCACCAGAAGUCUUAAAUUAUGAUCCUAUUACUACAGCAACAGAUAUAUGGAGUGUAGGUGUAAUCUCGUAUAUGCUGCUUACACAUGAAUCUCCGUUUCUGGGAGCAGAUAGACAAGAAACAUACCUCAAUAUUUCUCAAGUAAAUGUGGAUUAUUCAGAAGAAACUUUUGCUUCAGUUUCACCUUUGGCCAGAGACUUCAUUCAAAAGCUGCUUAUUAAAAAUCCUGAAGAGCGACCAACAGCAGAGGCCUGUCUAACUCACUCUUGGCUUCAGCAAGGAGAUUUCUUGUUGUUCUAUAGCCCCGAAGAAAGCCCCAGUUCUUCUCCAAUACAUGAUCAUAUGAAUAAGUGCACAGAAGAGAGAAAUAAUAAUAGGCCCAUGUGCAACGAGCGAGAAGAUAAAGAAAAUAUUCCAGAAGACAGCAGUACAGUCUCCAAGCGAUUUCGCUUUGAUGAUUCUUUGCAAUACCCCCAAGAAUUUGCGACGGACUUUGUAUGUUAACAAAUGCACUCCUUCAGAUUAUUUUGAACUGAAUUUAGGAUGCUAAUCUACUCCUGUGGUACAUGCUUUGAGAUUACGGCUUGUCCACUACUGCAUUGUGGUUGUCCUGGAAAUGCACUUUCAGUUGAUCUUGUUUUGGCCCUUCUUUGUGCUGCCGUUGCUGGCAAUGGGUUUGACUCCUAGGAAAUUGGGAGUCUUGGCACCUGAAGUGGCUUGCCUUUGGAGAGGCAAACAGGUAACUGGUAUUUGCACUUUUGACAUUUAAGUUGAAAAUGUGGCUUUUUGUGUGUUUAUUAAUAAAGUAGGCAAACUGGGAAGAGGAAAGUUUUGAAUGUUACCAAGCAAAGCCUUGAUAGACACACGAUAACCAUGUUCUAAGCCAAAGAGUGAUCUAAUGAUACAUAUGCAUUUGUAUUGUAACUAAAACUUACAUGAACUUGGCAAAGCAGAGAAAUGAGCCCUUUUGUUCGUCUAGGAGUACAGUCUCAUGCUGUCAUCUUCUGUUGAACGAUUCAGAUCAGUGACUUAUUAGUAUAUAGCUGUACUACAAUGAAGCCUUUCGAGCCGGUGUUUCCACUUGGAAUGUUUGCUGGGGCUCAAGUGCUUGGAUUGGCUUGCUGACUGGCAGCCUAGUCUUUUGCAUGUUUACUCAGAAGUGAGCCUCAGUGGGACUUUUUAUAACCUAAGGGUGGAUAGGAUUGCAGUCUUAGAUCAUUUUCAUGCAUGGCACUUCAAUCAGUGUUUGCAUUUUCCAGGUCUGUAAUGCAAAUGUAAUAUCUGCAUUGGCUAGAAUGCGCAUUUAAUUUUAAAACCUUCCACUUUCUGUGCGCACAAAUAACAUGGAAGAGUCUCAAAGAUGCUUCUAGAGUAAUGUGUGAAAAUGUCUUUAGCUACUUUCUUACAAAGUGUUGUGGUAUCAGUCUCUUUUACCAAACUGACAGGAGAAUCUGUGUAAUGCUAUGUACUACUUAAGGACAGGUUAAAUCCUGUAGGGCAUAAGUUUGAAGGCUCUUAUUCAUAUCAACAAUUCUAGUUUGAUUGAAUGAGAUCUUCCAAGAAAGUGUAGAGUGUCAAAUGUAGUGUGUGUGUGUGUGUGUGUGUGUGUGUGUGUGUAUUUUCUCCCAAUGAAGUUGACUUCAUCAAAUUAUUUCCCCAAAUUACAAAUAUUUUUGUCCUCCUAUGUAUCAAUUGAAUCUGUUGAUCUUAUCCAACAAAUAUCCGGUAGUACUAAUAGGAGUGUAACAGCAUAAUCCUGUACCUGUUUACUCUGAAAUAAGUCCCACUAUCAUCUGUGGGGCUUACGCUGAGGUAAAUUUGUAUCGGAUUGCAGCCUAAAGCCAUGUAUUGUAUGUGCAGCUAAUAUUCAUCAGCACAGGUGAAGUGAAGAAAACUACAGAAGAGAGAAUCAGUGCUUUGCAGCAUUAAAACAGCUAAUUAUUUCCAAACUUAGUAAGUGCCCAGUCCUGAGGUGUACCACACCAGUGCUUACCAUAGGGUUUGCCAUCUUUUUGCCAACAAAAUCUCAGAAGCAGUGAUGUGAGUCUGGCACGGCAGGCAAAAGUGCUGAGGUAUACAUUUAGGAUCAAGAUGGUGCAGAUUCAAGCCCACAUUCAGAAAUUAAGUGCAGAAUUUCAGUACUGAAAGCAAUAAUUGCUUGAAUUUUUUGGGAAGGGAGUGAGUAAAAAAUCACUGCAUCCUAAUUUGAUCAUUAACAGUGUUAAUUUCAGACAAUUUAAAAAACAGGAUCAUAUUGCAUAAAUACAUUUUUAAUAUGGAAGAAAGAAUAAAAGUGAAACAGCAUGCCACAAUAAUGGUUAUACCAGCACUUUAUAAAACAGAAUAUGCUAGAAUAAAUAUGUUUCGAUUGUGGUAUUUUUCUAUUUAAAAAAAAAGUUUACAUUUCUUACUCCUUUCUUCUUUUUACAGCUUAUUCAAAUUUUUAAGAAGUCUUAGUCAAUAGAGUUUUUCAGAUUUUAUGAAAGUUUGUAUAUGUAUGUAAAUUCAGGGUAUCACUUGAAUCUGACAAUUCUUAAUUUUGUUUGAAUAUCUCUAAUUUUGUAAGUUUUCUUAUUUGUUUAUGCAUAUGUUUGUAUAUAAUUUAAUUGGAAUUAUAAUUGUUCUUUGACUU